Molecule: messenger RNA, 3044 nt
Organism: Mobula hypostoma (lesser devil ray)
Lineage: Eukaryota; Metazoa; Chordata; Chondrichthyes; Myliobatiformes; Myliobatidae
Product: H-2 class II histocompatibility antigen, E-S beta chain-like
Exons: 6
Coding region: 210-1175 (321 amino acids)
Biological process (GO): immune response; antigen processing and presentation, exogenous lipid antigen via MHC class Ib; positive regulation of T cell mediated cytotoxicity
Cellular component (GO): membrane; external side of plasma membrane; MHC class II protein complex
Molecular function (GO): lipopeptide binding; endogenous lipid antigen binding; exogenous lipid antigen binding
Source: RefSeq, a predicted model, not a curated record
CUAGUGUUGUUGAGUCUCGUUGAGAAUAAAGCGCCAUGUGGAAACAGAAGGCGUUUCUCCCGCCUCGCCCCGCCUGUCUGUGGCAGCGGCCGUCCACUCAGCCGGGGAAACUUCUACAUCGAUCGCCUCCCGUUACGGGACCUGCCGGCUGGCGAUCGGUUUCGCGCGUAGAGGCUGUGUGACAAGGUCCUCAGCCUUCGGUGAAAGGGAUGUGGGGAAUGAUGCCGUCUCCGCGAACCGUGAGCCAGCUGCUCCUCCCGCUGUCUCAGGAGCCGCCGGCCGGCGUGAGGCGACGCCGCUCUCCCUCUCUGCUCGCCGCCUUCCUCCUCCUCCUCCUCAACGGCUCCACUGCCCUGGGAAUGCACAUCGGUCAAGUGACUUUCUCUGGUAAAGGUUCACAGUUUUCAAUGGCUACCCUGCAGUUUGCUUACAAUGGAGAAACGACCGUUCGCUUUAAUUAUACAACAGGAAAGUUUGUGGCCAUCAAUCCAAUUGUGAAGCCUUACAUGGACGAUCUGAACCACUAUACGGAGGUUAUCAAGUAUGUUACCUGCUGUGUUAAUGCCAUGCCUGUUGCCAUGGAGAUCGUUCACCAGGCUGUUCAAGCUCUGACGGCAAAGCCGAUGAUCACAAUAACCUCAAGACACCUGAAGAACGGAGAGAAUACCUUGACCCUGACAUGCCAAGUGCAUGGAUUUUAUCCCAAGAAAAUCCACGCAACAUGGCUGCGGAAUGGUGUGGCGAUCGAUCAGGAAGUGCUAAUGACGAGAAUUUUACCCAACCGGGAUAGGACGUUCCAAGUCUGGCUACAGGUCGAAAUUGACCCCGAGAAGGGUGACACUUACACUUGUGAAAUCGAGCAUUUGAGCGUCCCUGACAAGCUACAUGCAGUUUGGGUUCCCAAGAAUACCUAUCCAGUCUAUGGAUAUGUGAUUGGAAUAAUUGCUGGAAUAAUUGGCAUACUGAUUGCAGUGUCCGGAGGAAUGAUCAGGUGGAAAGCUCACCAUGGUUGUGGCUCUCAACGUGGGAUGAACUGGAUUCAAGGCUUCAUAUGUUCAAAUGCAAGUGCCUCUGUUACACACCCAGAACUCUGCUCACACGGUGAGGAGGACCGUCUGUCUGAAGAACUUGGCCAGAUGCCGAGGCCUGCCUCUGAAUGCACGACAGAAGCUUGAAAUCGAACUGUCAAAUUCACAACUUGCUGGUACUUGGAUACCUGGUGCCUGCCGUCUCCGUUCUCGUUUGUCUGGCAUGCAUUGGAAAUCACCUGCCUCACAAUGCAGCUUUUUACCUUGUGUUUAGCUCACUUCAGUUUGAUUUCCUAUUCACAUACGUUGACCAAAGGUGUAAGGUGCUCCUUCCCUCUGCUGGCAUGCAGGUCACCCCUGGGUAAGGUGUAGCACCUGCUUAUCCCCCUGUCAGAUUCGUGGGGCAUAAAUCCUGAUUUUGUGGCCAUUGACAAUUGACAACAGCCUGGCAGACAAUCUCUGGAGAGUAUUGAUAAUGGCUGGAAUCACUCGUUUUGUAAAACAACUCCCCAGAAGAAAGCAAUAGCAAACUAUUUCUGUAGAAUUUGCCAAGAGCCUAUGACCAUGAUCAUCCGCAUCCUACGACAUGGCACACGAUGAUGAUCAUGAUUCCCACUCCCACAUGUCUGUCCACGACUUCCUCUACUCCCAUGAUGAGGUCAGACUCAGGCUGGAGAAGCAACACCUCAUAUUCUCUAUGGGUAACCUCCAACCUGAUACCAUAAAUUUAGACUUUAUACCUUCAGGAAAUUGUUUCCCCAACCUUUUCCUCAUAUAUUCCGCAAUCUGCCUCCCCUCUUACCUCUUCGCUUAUCUUCACCUGCCCAUCACCUCCCUCUGGUGCUCCUUCUCCUUGCCUUCCCUCCACGGUCAACUAUUCUCUCCUAUCAGAUUCCUCCUUCUUUAGCUGUUUCCUUUUCCACCUAUCACCUCCCUGCUUUUCACUUCAUCCAGCCUCCUCCACCCAACCACCUUUCUCCGACUUCACCUAUGCCUGUCAGCUUCUUCUUCUCCCCUCCUUAUUCUUUCCCUUUCCUUUCCAGUCCUGAUGAAGGCUCUCAGCCUGAAACAUCAACUGUUUAUUUUCCUCCAUAGAUGUUACCUAACCUGCAGAAUUUCUCCACCAUUUUGUGUGUGUCUGUUGUUCUGGAUUUCCCGCAUCUCGUGUGCCUAUGUUUAACUGCAGUGCUGGAGACCAGUGUUGUCAGUGCCUGCAAAGCAGUUAUCAAGAGGUGCGGAGUCCUACAUCCUAAGGUACAAUUAACCUCUGAGCAAAAUCUUUCUGUUGCCGCACCUGCUUGGAAGAAUGAAGAAUGUCUGUGGAUUCAAAUAAAAUCUGUACAACACACUUUGUCAUCCAGCAGCAUGAUGAUUCAAGUUCAGAAAACUAAAAUACACACAUCGGCCGCUUCAUUAGAUAUCGCUUGUAUAUUUCUGGUCUUCUGCUGCUGUAGACCAUCCUCUUCAAGGUUCGACAUGCUGUGUGUUCAGAGAUGCUCUUCUGCACCCCACUGUUGUAAUGUAUGGUUAUUUAAAUUACUGUCACCUUCCUGUCAGCUUGAAACAGUAUGGUCAUUCUCUUCUGAACUCUCUGACUGACAAGGCGUUCUCGGACACAGAACUGACACUCACUGGAUUUUUUUUCUUUUUCACACCAUUCUCUGUAAACUGUUGUGUAUGAAAAUCCAACAGAGAUCAAAUUUCAAAGUAAAUUUAGUACAUAUACGCCGUAUGUCAACUCUGGGAUAUUUUCCUUUGCAGGCAUAAAAUAACCAUACAAGAAUUAAUGAAUGACCGCAUCAACUCAGGGGAACCUUGUGCAGAAGAUGACAAACUCUGCAAAUACAAAAAUGAAGAAAUGAUAAUAAAUAAGCAAUAAAUAUCAAGAUCAAGAGAUGAAGAAAUCUUGAAAAUGAGUCCAUUGGUUGUGUCAGCAUUUACAAUGAUGGGGCAAGUGAAGUUAUCCUGAGUCUCCUGUACCACCUUCAUGAUGGCAGCAGCGAGAAGAGAGCAUGU